Messenger RNA from Talpa occidentalis (Iberian mole), 7294 nucleotides. RefSeq names its product SR-related CTD associated factor 11 (gene SCAF11). The record is from RefSeq and is a predicted model, not a curated record. Gene Ontology annotation, biological process: spliceosomal complex assembly. Bases 165 to 4568 code for a protein of 1467 amino acids. NCBI's taxonomy places the organism in Eukaryota, Metazoa, Chordata, Mammalia, Eulipotyphla, Talpidae. The transcript has 15 exons. Gene Ontology annotation, molecular function: RNA binding.
GAAAACAUUUUUUUCAGGGAGGAAGAAGCACAGGAAGUCACAAUUCAGCAUAUUGCCAGUUGAAGGCCAGUUGAAAACAAAAUAAAGGAGAAUUAGAAGAGAAUAUGGAGGAAGUAGCCCCGUACACUCUUGAUCGAAUGUAAAUUGGUGCCGUGUUAUAGAAAAUGGAAACCCUUUUUCAAGGAGAAAUGAAGAAAAAAACUGUAUAUACCCUAAAUGUGGGAGAUCAGGAGUAUGAAGAUAUGGAAGACAAAGAAAACAAAGAUAAUACUGCUACCACUGGUCUGUUGUACAGUGAAGCUGACAGAUGCCCAAUAUGUCUUAAUUGCCUAUUAGAGAAGGAAGUUGGUUUUCCGGAAAACUGUAAUCAUGUCUUCUGCAUGACCUGUAUUCUUAAAUGGGCAGAGACACUGGCUUCAUGUCCUAUUGACCGAAAACCUUUUCAGGCAGUGUUCAAAUUCAGUGCAUUGGAAGGUUGUGUUAAGGUCCAAGUAAAAAGACAGUUGAGAGAAACAAAAGACAAGAAAAAUGAAAGCUCUUUUAAGAAACUGCUCUCCUGUCGUGAAAAUUCUAAAAGCUGUAUAAGAAAAAAAGUCCUAAGAGAAGAUUUAUUAAAUGAAAAAGUUUAUGACUUGAAGAGGAUACAUAAAAACUUUAAAUACAGUGAAAUUGGAAGAAAGAAAAAUGCAACAAUAAAAAUAAAUAAGCCUCGAAGAUCAAAUCAAUGUACAAGUCAGUGCUUCAGAAAUUUUUUCUCCAAUAUGUUUUCUUCUAGUAGUCACACUGGGGAAUCCUCUUUUACCUGUGGAGCUUACUGUACAGGAUAUAUAGAAGUCAAUGAAAUCAGUGCAUUAAUUAGGCAGAAGAGACAGGAACUGGAAUUGUCAUGGUUUCCUGAUACAUUACCUGGAAUUGGAAGAAUUGGCUUUAUACCCUGGAAUAUUGAAACAGAAGUCCUUCCUCUCAUUUCUUCUGUGUUGCCAAGAAACAUUUUUCCAACAAGUACCAUAUCUGUAGAUAAUUUUGGUACCUCUUGCAAGGGAUGUGCAUUAGCACAUGCUCAAGGAGGAGAAGAGAAGAAACAAACUUCCGGUACAUCAAACACCAGAGGAUCAAGACGAAAACCCGCAGCAGCAACGACGCCUACAAGGAGAUCUACACGUAACACGAGAGCUGAAACAGUCAGUCAGUCUCAGAGAUCUCCAGUGUCAAAUAAUUCUGGGUGCGAUGCCCCAGACAAUAAUUCAUCUGUAAGUGUUUCUUCUUUAGCUGAGCCAGAAAAGCAAACAAGACAAGCUCCAAAACGGAAGUCUGUGAGAAGAGGAAGAAAGCCACCUUUACUGAAAAAGAAGCUACGGAGCUCUGUGCCACCCCCUGAAAAAUCCUCUUCUAGUGAUUCAGUAGAUGAAGAAACAGCAGAAUCUGACACACCACCUGUGUUAGAGAAAGAGCACCAAUCAGAGGUUGAAAGUAGCAAUACUUCUACGAUGCAAGUAAAUGUAGAAAAUGAGUCUGCUAAUGGCUUGAGAUGUUGCAGUGAAGAAGUAGAAGUAAGUGAGGAACAUACUGAGACCCUUGAUACACAGAAAGGAAUGGAGUCUUCAUGUGCUGAGUCUUGUGCGCAAGGUACUACUGUGCUAGUUGGAGAAGAGGAGGAAGUUCAAAAUGUUGAAGAUACCAGUAUAGAAGCUGAAUUUUUGUGUUUAGAAAGUGAGAAUUCUAAAAGUGUUUUGGAAAAAGGAAGUGGCGAUUCAUUAGAAAAUCAAGACCAAGAAUCUGAACCUUCAGAAUCAGAGGUAAAAGCAGAUACAAGUACAGAUCACCCUCCAAAUGAUGUUCUCACCUGUUCAGGAUCUGAAAUUGAAGUGCUAUACCCUGUACCAAGCCUAGGCGACUCACCUGGGAAUGGAGAGUCAGUGGUUAGUGAAGAACCUGUUAAAGAAGGUCCUAUGGUAGAAAUUAUUGAUCAUGAAGAGUCUAUAGUAAAAGCAGAGCAGCUUGUAGAGAGCCCCAAGUUAGAAUCCUCUGAGGGUGGACUUUUACAGACAGUGGACAAAAGGUCUAUUGACAGCACAGAGGUCCAGUUGCUUGGGUGUGCUGAAACUGAAGCUACAGAAGUAAAUGCAAUGUGUGAUACGUCAAGGAAUGAAAAUUUUGAUAGUAUUCAAGACUCUGAAAAUAAUUCAUUAAAAAGUAACACAAAAUUAGACAAAUCUUUAGAAGACAAGACUGAAUCGCUCAUUGAGCGUCACAGCUCUGCAGAAGUGGCUAGUGCACAGAUUGAACAGACUCCGAAGCAUUUGGGCGAGGAUAACACUGAAAUGAUACCUAUGGAAUGUGAUUCAUUUUGCAGUGAUCAGAAUGAAUCUGAAAUCGAACCACCUGUAAAUGCUGAUGCUAAACUUAAUGAAAAACAUGUGGAGCACAGUUCUCCAAAUAAUGUGCUAUCUUCUGACCCCACAAAUGAAAAAGUGGAACCUGCAUCUCAACCAUCUGAAAGCCCCGUAGAUACAGUAGAUAAAGCCAAAAAGCCCCGUACUAGAAGAUCUAGAUUUCAUUCCCCAUCUACAACGUGGUCACCCAACAAAGACACUGCACGGGAGAAGAAGCGUUCUCAAUCUCCAUCGCCCAAAAGAGAAAUGGGAAAAGAAAGCAGAAAGUCUCAGUCACCAUCUCCCAAGAAAGAGUCUGCAAGAGGAAGGAAAAAAUCUCGUUCUCAGUCCCCAAAAAAGGAUAUUGCAAGAGAAAGGAGGCGCACUCAAUCUCGAUCUCCAAAAAGAGAGAGUACCAGGGAAAGCAAGAGAUCUGAAUCACUCUCUCCCAAAAGAGACACUUCUAGAGAGAACAGAAGAUCGCAGUCAAGAGUGAAAGAUGCCUCCCCAAGAGAAAAAUCCAGGUCCCGGAGCAGAGACAGAGAAAGUGAUAGAGAUGCACAGAGAAGAGAUCGGGAUAGAGAAAGGAGAACCAGGAGAUGGUCCAGGUCCAGGUCUCAUUCUCGGUCACCAUCAAGAUCUAGAACCAAAAGUAAGAGUUCAUCAUUUGGUAGAAAUGACAGAGACAGUUACUCUCCUCGAUGGAAGGAAAGAUGGACAAACGAUAGUUGGAGGUGUCCCCGAGGAAGUGAUCGGUACAGAAAGAGUGACAUGGAGAAGCAGAAUGAAAAUACAAGAAAAGAAAAAAAUGACAUCAGCCCAGAUGCUGAUGAUCCAAAUUCUGCUGACAAACGUAGAAAUGACUGUCCCACGUGGGUAACAGAAAAAAUAAAUUCUGGGCCUGAUCCAAGAACCAGAAAUCCAGACAAGUCAAAAGAUUCUCACUGGGAAGAACAUAGAAAUGAAAAUUCAGGAGGAAACUCUUGGAAUAAAAACUUUAGUUCAGGGUGGAUGUCUAAUCGUGGCAGAGGGAACCGCGGCAGAGGUGCCUACAGAGGCGGCUUUGCCUACACAGAUCGAAAUGAAAAUCGGUGGCAAAACCGAAAACCCCUCUCAGGGAAUUCAGAUAGUUCAGGGAACGAGCCUUUCAAGUUUGGGGAACAGCAGCCCUAUAAACGGAAAAGUGAGCAAGAGUUCUCAUUUGACACACCAGCAGACAGGUCGGGGUGGACAUCAGCGUCCAGUUGGGCCGUCCGAAAGACUCUGCCCGCGGAUGUACAGAACUACUACUCACGCCGGGGGAGGAACGCUUCAGGCCCACAGGCUGGGUGGAUGAGACAAGAGGAGGAAACGGCUGAACAGGAUUCUGACCUAAAAGACCAAACAAAUCAACAAAGUGAUGGUUCUCAGCUACCUAUAAAUAUGAUGCAGCCACAGAUGAAUGUAAUGCAGCAGCAAAUGAACACCCAGCACCAGCCUAUGAAUAUCUUUCCAUACCCAGUGGGUGUUCAUGCACCUUUGAUGAACAUGCAGCGAAGUCCGUUCACCAUGCAUCCUCAGCUGCCCCUGCACCUGCACACAGGAGUGCCCCUCGUGCAGGUUGCAGCUCCCCCCAGUGUAUCUCAGGGACUGCCACCACCUCCACCCCCACCCCCGCCCUCCCAGCAAGUUGGCUACAUCGCUUCACAGCCAGAGGGAAAGCAACUGCAGGGUAUUCCUAGUGCACCUCAUGUAAGUAAUAACAUGAGUACACCAGUCUUGCCUGCUUCGACAGCAGCCCCAGGAAAUACGGGAACGGUUCAGGGACCAAGUUCUGGUAAUACUGCGUCAUCAAGUCACAGCAAAACCUCUAAUGCUGCUGUAAAAUUGGCAGAAAGCAAAGUAAGUGUUACAGUGGAAGCCAGCGCAGAUAGCUCGAAGACAGACAAGAAAUUACAAAUUCAAGAAAAAGCAGCACAGGAGGUAAAACUGGCUAUUAAGCCUUUUUAUCAAAAUAAAGAUAUCACCAAGGAAGAAUAUAAAGAGAUUGUACGGAAAGCAGUAGACAAAGUUUGUCAUAGUAAGAGUGGAGAAGUAAAUUCUACUAAAGUGGCAAAUCUGGUUAAAGCCUAUGUAGACAAAUACAAAUAUUCACGGAAGGGAAGCCAAAAGAAAGCUCUGGAAGAACCUGUAUCCACUGAGAAAAACAUAGGCUGACGUGGGGAGCACUAUAAAGGACAUUGUCAAGAUUUCUGCAAAGUGCAAUUUCAACAUGUACCUUUAACUGAAAAUCAUACAUAACUGUGAUUGAAAUUUGGUUUUGAUAAAAUUAUUUUUUUUAAUGUAGGAUAUAAUGUUUUGUUCUAAAUAAAUAUAGUUCUGCACUGCAACUUCUAUAUCCUUUUCUUCCCCUCCCCCAAUAAAAACAAAUUCAAGAGCAAGUAAAGGAGGGUUCAGGAUGUGCAUUUUCACUAGGACUGUUCUAGAGUGGAUGCUGGGAACUGUGCAGCGUGUUGAUUUGAGCAUUGUAGUGCAGAAAUGAGAGACUGCUAAGUGCACUGGCUUUAGAAGAGAGAUAUAUAAUACAUUUAUUCUGUCAGGCUAAAAAUAAAGUAUGAUCUUUAUGAUUUUCCCUCUAAUUAUAGAAAGUAAAUAAUGUUUUACCAUGAACAAUACUUCUAAUAACAGAACAGACCAAUUGCAGGGUUCCUAAUGUGUAUUUUUAAAGCACACAUCUAAAUAAAUUGCUUAGAGAUCAAACUAUCAUAUGAGAAGAAUUCAGUGUUUGACACUUUGGGUCACUCUUCAUCUAUUGUAUCACCAAAUAAAGGUUAUGCUGCUUCUUUUUCUUUUGUGCCUUUUUUUCCCCCAAUUGAGAUGAAGCAAUUUGAUUUGCUAGAUUUCUAACUUGGGCAGUCUGAAGUCUCAAAUCUUAGUUGGCCAGUCUGGAUGAAGCUGGCCCUGUAGGCGCUAGGGACCUUGCUGGUGCAGUGGCCACAGACAGGAGGCGCUGUGCUGCCGGGGCAUGGCUGAGAGCUGUGGCCCCUCCUUUCUGGCCACGGAGGUAUCGAGAGACUCCUUCUACUCAAGUAAGGGAGCACUUUUCACCGUGAGAUAGCUUGCAGCGCUCCCGCAGCGAGGCAGUGUUAGCUUGGUGGCUGUGAGGUAGCCAUUGCCCAUGUUGCAAAAAAAUUCUAGACAUUAAAAUCUGUGUGUGGAGAAAGGAGAGGAAUUAAAUGGAGUCUUCACUAGGCUUUCAGGGACUAGGGAUUUGGUGGGGUUUUUUAAAGUACUAGAAUAUUUUAUAAAAGGUAAGUUUCAAAUACUGUAACACCAUUAUUUUAAUGCCAAUACCAAAUAACUGGAAAGCUACUCAGUUAAGAUAUAAAAAUGCUCAAAGAUCGGUUUCUGCCUCAGCAGGACGGACUGAGUCUUACUAGCUAAAUUAGCAGAAGCAAUACUAGGUAGGAUUGUGCUUUUCUGAGGUAAAGUUUCUCUCCAUUUUAUGUGCGUAAUACUUUACUGGUGCUAGCUUUGAUAGGCAAAAAUACCUUGAAAUGUUGACCCCAAUAAUGAUUGUGCUAAUUCAUAAUCUUUAUUAUAUUAUGAGCAUGGUCCCAAAAAGUGUUAGAAAUACAUCCAAACAGUUUCUGAUCUUUAGUCUUCAUUUUUGGGCAUUUGUAAUAUGGUGUUCUACUGGUUUAGAUAUAUUUUUAAUUAACAUUUGUGUUUAGAUUAUGAUGGGGAAGAAAUCCGAAUGUUUCUUCUAUAAAAAUUAAGACUGUUUUCAAUUAUGCCAGCACCUUGUUUGUUUCAGUUUUGAACUCUAGAAACAACUUGUGAACUUGCAAUCUCUUAAGCCUGGUUCACACUGAACAUUUUGUAGCAAAUUGUUGUGCCUGAGCUGUGUAAUCAUAACUUUCAGUAAUGUUGGAAGUGGAAUGACAUUUUAAAAUUGCUUUAUACCAUUUGGUUUUUGCAAAUAUGUUUAAAAGUUCUGAAGAAAACAAACAAGGUGCUGUGGCCAGGAGUUAAGUCCCACAUCAUGGAUUCUCCCCACCUUUCUUGAAAAUAACAAGUGUGUGUUCCAUAUCAGACUGGGGUCAUGGUUAGACUGCAUUUAAAAUAGCUACUAAAGAAUGUUACUGGCGAAUUCAAGCUUUUAAACUUUGAAAUAUAUAAGAAUGUAGUAGAAAGUGCAUGCUUCAUAUUAACAAAUGCAUUGCCUUAACAUUUCCCAUUCUUGCUUUUUUUUUUCCCAGAAAUUUACAUUAAUUUUGCAUGUGCACAAACUUAAGAUCAUUUUGUGGGAUAUAAAAUUCUCUUGUUAUUUAUAAAGAUUCAGUAUUAACUUGACCUUUGAAACUUUGGUCCCUUUAAUCUACUAGUCACGUUGACCAAUAUUCUGGGCUAUAGUGAUGUCUGGAAUUUUGAGACUAAAAGUAGUUACCUACAAUUUUAACAUUCCAAAAGUUCUGAUUUUUUUUUUUUUUUUUUUUGUAAUUACCACAUUUUCUCCAUUAUCUGCCUUUCAAUGGCCACAGUGUGGUAUGUACUGCUUGAAUGUUCCAUCCAAAAGGUGUAGCUCAGAAGCACAGUGGCUGCCCGUGGCCCAUGAGACAGUGUGUGUGGUAGGAGGGUGGAGCACUGUCUACUGAACAAUAUGCGCAAACAGAUGUGUAGUAUGUAAUAUUUUCUAAUAAAUGCUUUUGAUAAACAAAGUGGUGGUGUUAACAUUUUCUUGUGGAGGAUCCUGGGAAAUGGUGACUUUUACCUCAUCAUAGGUCUUUCCAAAAGUGCUGAAGUAUAUCCUGGAUUUGCACCAAAAGUAGGUAGCUUCAUGGCAACAACUAUUAACACUGAUCAUACUGAUCAUAAUUGUUAUGACUUCAUCCUUUUCACUUAGUGAUGUAUUGAGAAAUUCCACUUUUAUUAAACAAUUC